AUGCCGCACACAGCGCCGCAGCCUCUGCCCGUCGUGGACAUAGUGGCGGAGGCCGCGAAGCUCCAAGAGGCGAUGGCCCGGGGGACCCUGGAGUCCCAGCUGGCCCGAGCACAGGAGAGCAGAGGCGACGCCGGCCAGAGCGGGACCGCGGAGGCCGCCCGGGCCGACGCCGAGGAUGAAGCCGGCUGGGGUGGCGUGGGGAGAGCUGCCCAGCCGGAGGUCGAAGCCGGCAGGGGCGGAGCGGAUGCCGCCGCCCAGCCGGAAGUCGGAACCGGCGAGGGCGAAGCAGGCAAUGCCGCCCAGCCAGAGAUAGGGGGAGCAGGAGCUGGUGGGGGUGCACAAGAAUGCCCCACCAGCCAAAUGGAGGAGACCCGUGUCCCGGAGCUUGCGAGGGCCGGGGAUGAGGGUGCUGCUGCGGCGGCGAUGGUGCAAAUGGCGUCGGCAAGCGUGGGGCCGCUUAUGGAGCUGCCACAGAGCAGCGGGGAGUGUGGGGACUCCGAGGAUGUGCUCGGCACAGGGACGUCCGAGGGGCCCGGUCAUGGGGCGAUCAUCCAGUCUAGAGUCCCCUUGGAGUUUCUCCGCAGCGACCAAGAGGAGGAGGCGGUCUGGAAGGCGUAG
Panicum virgatum (switchgrass) is the source of this 618-nucleotide messenger RNA. Its product is annotated as paraneoplastic antigen Ma6F-like. Lineage: Eukaryota; Viridiplantae; Streptophyta; Magnoliopsida; Poales; Poaceae. The transcript has 2 exons. The coding region runs from base 1 to 618 and encodes 205 amino acids. The record is from RefSeq and is a predicted model, not a curated record.